AUGACUGCAGGCCGCGCAGGAGCGGGGCUGGCCGCUGGGCCCGGCUCCGGAUCAGAGGGCCCGCGCGGGCGCGGCCAGGUGGCCACGGGACUCCUCGGGUCCCAGCGGGGCGCUCGGUCCUCCCUGCCCAGCCGUUCAGGGCUCCCCUCGCGUCCCAGCCGCUGGAACCCACCUAACCCCGCGGCCUCUCCGCCUUCAGGACGAGCCCCGCACCCCGGGUCCUCGCCGCCUCCAGUUCCUCACACCGCUAUCGGUGUCCUUCGGGGAUCCCGACACAGUUGUCCACCCCAACUCCACCCCGUUAAAGCACGAAGCGGGCCGGAUGCAGCGAAGCGAGUAGCAAGCGUGGGCCCGAUGGUCACCGGGCGAGGACACGCUCCCCACGACAGGUGUGAUCAGCUUACCCCAAUUUCAUCGAGACUAGAAAUCAAAUACCAAACAGAGGAAGCCUCUUCUGAUUGGAUUUCAUGGAAAAAAACCGUUGGAGGUGCAGGUGAUGGAUCAGCUCCUGGCAAUACAGUCUUGUCCAGCCUCGAGGCAGGUGUUCCCUGGACUCCGCGCGCGGAUCUCCCGUACUUCGUGGCCUUUGCGAGUGGGAAUGCGGAGCGCGGAGCAGGCGCCGGCGCCGCGGAGGGCGGCAGUGUUCUGGGACUGCCAGGUCACACUGCUCGACGAUCGCACUGCUUCCUGUUGGUUAGGGAAAGGUCAACCCAAGACGCUGAGAGGCCUGAAUUGCUUCCAGAUUUGAGAAAGGGAUAAGGCCGUAAGCCAGCGCCGCCAGAUGGGGAAUUAGCUCAAAUGGUAGAGCGCUCGCUUAGCAUGCGAGAGGUAGCGGGAUCGAUGCCCGCAUUCUCCAGUUUUGCAUCCCAAGGUCUGUAACCCUUAUGUUUCCGUCUUUCCGUUAAUAUAUUGCUGAAAUGUGAGCAGGUAACAAGCGUCCACUUUGUGACCGGGUACUCUGCAUUUCCUUCAACGGCCAGGCGCUAACACAGGGUGCGUUCUUCGCCCCUGAAACACGCACAGCCAUGUUUUCUUUGGACAGA
Messenger RNA from Chinchilla lanigera (long-tailed chinchilla), 1043 nucleotides. RefSeq names its product WW domain-binding protein 11-like. Bases 1 to 759 code for a protein of 252 amino acids. The transcript is spliced from 3 exons. The record is from RefSeq and is a predicted model, not a curated record. Lineage: Eukaryota; Metazoa; Chordata; Mammalia; Rodentia; Chinchillidae.